Molecule: messenger RNA, 3610 nt
Organism: Pleuronectes platessa (European plaice)
Lineage: Eukaryota; Metazoa; Chordata; Actinopteri; Pleuronectiformes; Pleuronectidae
Gene: map1sa
Product: microtubule-associated protein 1Sa
Exons: 7
Coding region: 78-3578 (1166 amino acids)
Biological process (GO): regulation of microtubule depolymerization; axonogenesis; microtubule cytoskeleton organization
Cellular component (GO): microtubule associated complex; dendrite; microtubule
Molecular function (GO): actin binding; microtubule binding
Source: RefSeq, a predicted model, not a curated record
GCGCUGGGCCCGGUUCUUCCCCCGGUUCUUCCCCCGGUUCGUCCCCGGGUUCCUCGGGGCCUGCGGCGGAUUACUCGAUGCUGGUGGUGGUGGGAGCGCUGCGGUCCCCCGGGAUGCUGGAGCGGCUGCUGCGGCAGAUCGACUCGGGUGUGAGGUGCUGGUGUGUAGAUCUGGACGUGUCCGUUGUGGAUCAGCAGUUGAAACUCUUUGUGUCCAGACACUCGGCCUUCAUGUCACAACACGUCCCAGGUCAGAGGACGCUGCGUCACCGGGGAGACGUCCUGGACAUUCAGGUCGUGGUGAAUCCAGUCCGGGACUUCGUCCUCUCUGAGGUCCGACGGCUGAUCUGUGACCCGUCUGGACACAAGCUGCUGGUGCUGGUCGGUCAGACGGUGGAGCAGAGCGGGGACAUCGUGCUGCAGAGAGGACGCUUCUCUCUGCACGACCUCGUCCACAUCUGCACUGAGGACGAGGUUACAGAAUUGUUAACCUCGUCAGACGCAGCCGUGAAGGCCAGUCUCACGCUCUGCUGUCCAAACCAAGGUCUGUGGACGGAGUCUCUGUCAGAGAAACACGACCUUCAAGGCUUCAUGAACAUCCAGGUCAACCCCCCCCUCGUGCUCCCUCAGAUGGAGGGUCUGCAGGAGUUCACAGAGUAUCUCUCGGAGUCGCUGGAGCCCGAGUCGCCCUUUGACCUCCUGGAGCCGCCGUGCACCGUCGGCUUCCUGAAACUCUCGCGACCCUGCUGCUACAUCUUCCCUGGUGGGAGGGGGGACUCCGCCUUCUUUGCCAUCAAUGGUUUUAAUGUUCUGGUGAAUGGCGGCUCGGACCCCCGCUCCUGCUUCUGGAAACUGGUUCGACACCUGGACAGAAUCGACUCCGUGCUCCUGACCCACAUCGGUGUCGACAAUCUCCCCGGACUCAACAGUCUCCUGCUGAGGAAAGUGGCCGAGCAGGUGAACGAGUCUCACACUGAAGAGGACUGGAUACAAAAUCUCAUCUCUCCUGAGAUCGGUGUGGUUUUCCUCAACGUUCCUGACAGAGUCCAGUCGAUUCAGGAGGAUCCCAGUGAGCUGCGCAGCUGUGACCAGGUGGCACUCACGUGUCAGUACUUGCAGAGAUUGGCGAUCAAACCUGAACCUCUCGGCCGGUUUAAUGGUCCCAUUAUAGAACCAGUCAUUUUGUUUCAGAAGAUGGGAGUGGGCCGUUUGGAGCUCUACACUCUGAAUCCUGUCAAUGGAAGCAAAGAACUUGAAGCUCUAAUGCAGAUUUGGCCGAACAGUGGAUCGAAUGGAAAGAGCUCAAAUCUUCCUCUAACGUCCGUCGCUUCCAUCUGUGCUCUGCUGGUGUGGCAUCCAUCCAGUCCUCAGGAGAAGAUCAUCCGUGUCCUGUUCCCAGGGUGCACGCCACAGAACAAAAUCCUGGAUGGACUCGAAAAACUCAAACAUCUGGAUUUCCUCAAACAUCCAACAGUGUGUUCCAAAGAUCUCGACACACUCAAAACUGAAAAACAACCAAAGAGAGCAGAGAGUCGUGAAAGCCUUAAGUCCAGUUCUAAAGAUGUCCGACCCAGUAGUGCCUUACAGAAAGACAAGCUUGAACGAGUAGAGGUAAAAAAACAUGAGGUUAAAAUGAAGCCGAAGGCAGCAGGGGACCCUGCUCACAAAGACAAGAUGGAGGGAGAAGAAAAAACCAAAGUAAAGGAUGGAAAUGUCAAAUUAAAGCCACUGAAAACUGCUGAGAAGUUUGCUCCCAAGAAAGAUGUGGUGUUAAAAGAGGAGAAAAGGGACGGAAAAAGGAAGGAAAGUCCGAGUUUCAAACCAAAGAAAGACAUUAGACCUGAACCAAAGAAAGACAGACAGAGGGGCGUAAAGACAGAGGAGAAGACAAUUUCAAGACUAGUUGCUAAAGAUGCAAAAAAAGCCGGAAGUGGAGCUUUAUCCACUGAACCAAAAAAACCUCCAGGUAAGACUCAGAAGAAAGACGUGUCCAUUCCAAAGAAAGACACGUCGAACAAAGGGACGAAGAGAGAGGCUGAUCGCUCCAAGGUGUCCACGCCUGAGAACGUGACUGCUGAGUUUCAAAGACUUCAACUGGAAGAUGACAAUGCAAACAUCGGAUUGAAGAACGUGAGUCAGACGUCCACUGUCGAGAGUCCCGAAAUGUUUCGCUGUCCGGAGAUAGACGAGGAAAUGUCUCUUGUCAAAACACCAAAGAGUGAUCUGGGUGUAAACCUUGAUAUCACCUUGUCUGCGCUCCGUCCGUCCCCUGAAGAAGAUGCUCGGUGUGGGGGGGAGCUCAGCGGCCUUGUGGCGACAGAGUCCAGUCCUGACUUCAGUUCUUGUCGGACAUCAGACUCCCUGAGGGACGUUCUGGAAACCUCCAGCCUCCUGACCCUCAGUCCUUUCAGGGACGUGAUGCCAGACUCGUCUCCUACGAUGAUGUCCGUGCCACCUACUACUGCGUCCCCCAAAGGAUCCAUGGGAGACAGAGUAGACGCCAAUGGACAUGUCAAUGACUUGGACUCCAACACAGGGAUGAGAUCGUCCCAUCAUGGAAAUGGAUCAGAGGAGAGCAUUCACAGGAUUUGCGACCUCACCUCAGAUGUCCCACAUGAUGUAGAUCUGUGUCUGGUUUCACCUUGUGAGUUUCAUCAUCCCAGGAGCCCAGAGAACAAUGACUCUCAGGACCAGGACCGCAGCCAGGAGACUCCUCCCACAUCAACCAGCGACUCUCCGCUGACCAUCACAGAUUGUGCCCCCCCCCCCGGCACAGAGGGCUGUCCGUCCAUCACCGCAGAUGUCGACUCUGAUGACGAUGCCGGUGACCAUUUUCCUUCCAGUCAUCCUCGGGAUCAACACAGUCUGCAGGACAUCCACCAGGAGGCACGACCUUCCUCCCAUGACCUGCCACCAGCCCCAAUCAAAGAUCUGCCACCAUUACCCCCCCAGCCUGGAGCCUGCAUGUCAGACGCACAGGCCGAUGCCUCCAACAAGAGUAUGAAGAGUUCAGCUGCGAAGAACAAGAAACCAUCAGGUUUGACCCAGAGGCUAACAUCUGGAGGAACCACAGCCCAGAACGGAAAGUUCAAGGUGGGCAGCUCCUCGGGCUCGUUGAAGAUGAUGACCAGCCUUGACGCAAAGUCAUCAUCGAGAAGUUCACUUGGUGGAUCAAGAAUUGGAAAUUUAAAACCUCCAUCGUCAGCUCCGAGAGUCUCUGAGGGUUCUGAGGGUUCUGCGAUCUACGUGGACCUGGCUUACCUCCCGUCCGGCGGCGCCUCCUCCACCGUGGACGUGGAGUUGUUCAAACGCAUUCGCUCCUCGUAUUACAUCAUCAGCGGAGACGAUCCUCUGAAGGAGGCGGCCAUGAGAAGAAUCCUGGACUCGCUGCUGGAGGGGAAGAGCAGCUGGCCCGAGGUCCAGGUGACUCUGAUCCCAACAUUUGAUUCGCUGGCGAUGCACGAAUGGUACCAGGAAACUCACGACCGGCAGAGGGAGCUGUCAAUCACCGUGCUGGGCAGCAACAGCACCGUAGCGAUGCAGGAGGAGACUUUCCCCGCCUGCAAGGUGGAGUUCUGAGCCCCCCCCCCCCCCCCCCCAGGCAGACAAUG